Messenger RNA from Podospora pseudocomata, 3149 nucleotides. RefSeq lists its product as uncharacterized. NCBI's taxonomy places the organism in Eukaryota, Fungi, Ascomycota, Sordariomycetes, Sordariales, Podosporaceae. The transcript is spliced from 3 exons. Gene Ontology annotation, cellular component: RNA polymerase II transcription regulator complex. Gene Ontology annotation, biological process: positive regulation of transcription by RNA polymerase II. Bases 628 to 2124 code for a protein of 498 amino acids. The record is from RefSeq and is a predicted model, not a curated record. Gene Ontology annotation, molecular function: protein dimerization activity; DNA-binding transcription factor activity.
AUCGCCGCCCAUCAAUUCCAUCCGCCCAAUCCCAGCUGCCCGUUGUCUCCCCCGGCUAGCGGCCCCUUUGUUGCUGGCUGCUGGCUGGUGCGCUUGGCUCCCCCCUCCACGCCCCCCCCCUUCCCCGGCAGCUUGUUCCCCAGCCCAAUGCUGGCAGGCUUCUUUGAAAAACGUGCUUGUCCCGUCCUUGACACUCGACAAUCCUGCCGCUUCUCCUUCGGCUUUCCGUUCCAGCAACCUGUCGUCGAUAUUACCACCACCUGCGAACACUGCCUGCCGUCAGUCUUGACCUUCUGUCCGUCUUCACAGCCGCCCAACACCAGACAACAAGACCAAACCCCGGAGACGUCGGCUCAGCGUCAAAAUCGCUUCUGUUUAAUUCGCGACAUUAUCUCAUCCUGUUCCUCGUCUUUAUCCCCGCCCUGCCUCCAGUGGCCCAUUGACCUGCCUCCCGACCUGAGCCAAGCACCACUGCCGUCGCCGACCGUGGCUGCUCCCUUUUCAGUGCCUUGAGACGUUGAAAGCUGUUGAGAAUCGUCACUCGACGCCGCCGUGGGUUGAGCCACGUGCGGACUGGGAUUUCCACACUGCAGCUACUGGCAAACUAGCAACGGCCCAACCAACGUCAUGGAGCAACAACGGCCACCUUCGCAAAAGUUCGGGCCCGCCGCCCUGACAAAUGUGCUGAACUCACCUGAAGACCACAGAGACUCUGCCUACUACUCGAGCGGAGAUGUGUCUAGCAAGCACAACUCCACAGGCUCAGGCCUGGGCGUCCUUAGCCCACCAAACUCCGGUUUCCAAACCUCGCCCGUCGAUAAAACACCAUCGCCCACAACAGCGACCCACCUCCUCCCGCUGCCACUCGUGUCUCCGACGAACAGUAAUAUGAGCGUUGCCUCGAUCGUGUCGCCGACAACCCCUCUCAGCGCCGACCCUCGCCGCUUUGACCGUCCGCAAUCGCUGGAGUCGGCCCCCAACAGCGCCACAUUUGGCCAUGGCGAGCUGCCGGAGCCUAGUAUGUCACGAAGGGAGAGCGUGGAUAGCAGGUUCAACCAGGGAUUCGGGCAAUUGGGAUUGAGCGGGUCCCCCUAUGCAAGCCACAACCAGUCGACGUCGUCAAUCCAGAAUACACUACAGCAACAGAGACAUCCUCGUGCCAACCUCGAUUCUCUUGCUACAAACCGCAUCUCCAAUGGGUAUCAACCAAACGCAGAACGCAAACCCGAAGUUCAUCCCCGAGGAGGAAGAAUUGCGCCAACCAUCACAGGGCCAACCACCAGUCUCAUUGCUCGAGCAGCAGAGCCUACUAAGGGUCAGGCCUGGGCUUUUCCCGAAGAUGACAAUGCUAUUCAACGCAUGUCGGGACCACCCCAGUCCCUGGCAAACUCGAGGAGAAGCAGCGUUGCCGAAUCGUUGGCCAGCAGCCAAUACACAGUUGAUUCAAGGCUGCCUCCCGGACAACGUCGACUCGAAGACCACCACAGCAUGACGGAAUACCAGAGACUUUCGGUCGCCUCGGAGUACUCGACAACCCACCAUCACUCUCUGCAGCACAAGCAGUUGUCUGAUUUGCAGAACGAAGAAGGCGGUCUUCAUGCGGGCAGCCAGCCGUAUAGCAGGACCCCCGAGCUUCGUAUCACCCAUAAGCUGGCUGAGCGGAAACGUCGUACGGAGAUGAAGGAGCUUUUUGAGCAGCUUAGGGAUCUUAUGCCUCAAGAGCGGGGCACCAAGGCUUCCAAGUGGGAGAUUCUCACCAAAGCCAUUCAAGAACACACACGUCAGACCAACACGAUUAGAGAUCUUCAGUCACAUGUUCAGCAGCUUGCCGAGGAGGUAACCAAGCGCGAUGCGCAGAUGGAGGAUAUGAGACGUCAGAUCCAGGAGCUUCAGUACCGCCAGAGUCACUCAAUGCAAGGCCCUCCUCCGCCUGGGUCGGAGCACUACGCGAAUGACCAAUAUGCCAGAGCCCGGCAACAAGCCGAGCUGCCGCCACUUCGGUCUUUCGAUGGGCCAACCAAUGGCGCAGGCCCUGAGGCUAUGACGGGCGUGCAGUACGAAGGUCCACGAUCAAAUGGCACUACCGUUUACACACGCGCACCAGGGGCGCCUUUCCCCAGAUAAAAGUCGACCGGGUUACAUUUGGGGUCGGUGUUUCAUAGUAUCCUCUUCGAGGCGGUUUCUCUCUAUUCAUGUAUGUGUGUGUAUACGAGUCGCCAGAAGAUUCAGGGGUGCUUUUCUCAAGUUGAGGUGCGUCUGGGAUGGAAGGUGGCCUUUUUUUUCCCCUUAUACCUGUAGCUUUUUUUUUUUUUUUUUUUUUUUGGGUCAAUCCGGUGACAAAUACCCCUGGGAAUGGGAGGAUGGCGAAGGAAAGGGGGUUCAAAAAAAGGAAAUCAUUCGGUUGGUCAGUUUGUUCUUUCUACCUUUCUUCAGCUCUAUCUAGAGCUAUCUUUUUUUUUUUGUUCUUCAUCAUCACCGCCUCAGGCGGGAGAAGGGGUUUGGUGUCAUUUUUUUUUCGGGUUUAAGUCGGUGGAUGGGAUACCCUGCUGGCAGCAAGAUACUCGUUUUUUUCUCGGUGUUUGCAGAAAAAGCGGAGGGAUGGAUGGGAUGAUGGUGCUGGAAUAUUUCGAGGCCCAGCCAAUGGACGGUUCGCUUUGAGGCGCAUGAGCCAGCUUGGUUGUGUACAAGGUCUGGAAUAUUGCCAGGAGGUAUGAUGGGAUGAUCAGGGACGUGGAAGGGCGGAAGAUGUUGGGCUUUUUAUGUCCCAUAUGCAGUCGUGCGCAUAACAACUUAACUUGAUUUUGCUGCUGAUGGUGCCUGGCUAUAUAUUUACCCCAUUGAUGGUUUUCCUACUUGCAUUCUUUGGACGGCGGGCUUGGUGAUGGCGUUAUGUAACGUGGUGAAUAUUUGGAGUGGACGGGGCCCUUUAAGGAGGACGGCUUGUUUGGUGUCUACGGUGCCAAUGGUGUGGCGGUAUAACAGGCACAUCUGUACUAUAACAAAAAAGGCGUAAACCUUUUGACUUUGAUAUCAUGACCUUGGUGCUGGCUUGUUGCUGGAGAGGAUUGGCUUAAUAAACAAGUGAAAUAAGCUCAUCCGGUUCAAGUUGCUCUGAGUGGGCUGUGAUACAAUCCAACAGUGAUGUCUAC